AUGGCUCCCACCGGCCCUCGGUCCCAUGCGUCAUCGCGCGAUCCUAUCGACGAACCCAUCCAACAACCACCCAUCCCCGACGGCGUCGUGCCUCUGGACCAUUCCGAUCCUGCCAGGGGACCACACCCUGGCCAUGUCCAAGUAGCCUGCCAAUUCACUUUGGAACAGAAGCUGCGCCGCAUGCUCAAAGAGCAGUCCUACGACCCGGCGCGGGAGGAUACCUACCGGCUCCAGGGCGUUCAACUGAUCGAUAACGUCCGCGAGAGCCUUCACUUACCCAUUCGCACCUUCGAUACUGCCUGCUUCUACUACCACCUCUUCCGACUCUGCCAUAGGGACGUAGAGUACAACUACCAGGACGCCGCCCUGGCAUCACUCUUUCUGGCCUGCAAGGUGGAGGAUACCAUCAAGAAGUCUAAGGAGAUAUUGUGUGCUGCUUACAACAUAAAAAAUGCCGAUUAUCCCACGACCCAAGACGACAAGAUGUUUGAGGGUCCGGCGCGGAUCAUUACAGGCCUGGAGCGUCUCAUUUUAGAGACCAUUGGUUUCGAUUUUCGCAGCCGUUACGUUCAAAAAUACUUAGUCAAAGCUACCCGAGUGAUACUGGGUUCCCAGGCACCCAAGGACUUCUUCGCUCUCACCUACCAUAUCAGUAUCGACCUUCACAAGACCUUCGCCCCUAUCAAGCAUGCAACAUGGACCAUGGCCCUGGCCGUGAUCGAGAUGGCGGCCCGCGUCACCGGAACCUAUGUGGAGGAGGUCCGACGCGUCCGGCCAUCCGACUGGCACACGAGUCGCGAGGACAUCCUCGAGGCGCUUUUCGAUCUUCUUGAUCUUUACACCCAUCACACCAAGGCGACCAGGCUCGGGUCCAAACACGAGCUGAACAGGUUCAUCCAAAUCCGAAUUGAUCUCAAUAAGGAGAUGGAAUCCAGCUAUGAGCAGAAGGAACCUAAGAUCAUCCCUUACUCUUGCGAUGCCUGCGAAAUGGAGCCACCGCCAACGGGCUUUACCUUGGCCGUGACGCCGAGUCUCACGCCGAGCUUCACCCCGGGCGUCACUCCCGGUUCCGCCACAUCCCCUGCUACCGCGGGUUCCGGGAGCAAUCCCGCCGUCCGGCGCAGCACGCGCGGCGCCGAGGGCACGAUGCGCUUCGUCUUCGACAAGGAGCAGGCACAGAAGGAGCAGGAUGCGGUCAAUUCGUACCUGCACGAGGACUACGAGGAUGUGGAGAUUGACGUGAUCGAAAAGGUCCCCGAGCCCGAGCGUCGGAACAAUAAGGAUAGGGGCGACGGAUGGAACCCGCAUCCUUAUCCGCGGAACCGAGAUCGCAGGAAGGGGAAUCGACGUCGCUAG
Messenger RNA from Sodiomyces alkalinus F11, 1356 nucleotides. Its product is annotated as cyclin-like protein. Gene Ontology annotation, cellular component: nucleus; cyclin/CDK positive transcription elongation factor complex. NCBI's taxonomy places the organism in Eukaryota, Fungi, Ascomycota, Sordariomycetes, Glomerellales, Plectosphaerellaceae. The transcript has 3 exons. Gene Ontology annotation, molecular function: cyclin-dependent protein serine/threonine kinase activator activity. Bases 1 to 1356 code for a protein of 451 amino acids. The record is from RefSeq and is a predicted model, not a curated record. Gene Ontology annotation, biological process: regulation of transcription by RNA polymerase II; positive regulation of DNA-templated transcription, elongation.